UGUUUAAUUGUGUGUGUUUUAAAGGACAGUGUGUGUGUGUGUUUAUUACCUGUCUUAAUAAUACGGCUUAGUUGGUGGUUUCUUUCUACAUAGUGAUAUUAUAUGUGUGUGUGUGUGUGUGUGUGUGUGUGUGUGUGUGUGUGUGUGUGUGUGUGUGUGUGUGUGUGUGUGUGUGUCUGUGUGUGUGUGUGUGUGUGUGUGUGUUUGUGUGUGUGUGUGUGUGUGUGUGUGUGUGUGUGUUCUUUUUAAACAGCUGAAGGGCUUUUGCCCGAAACGUCCUGAAAAUAAGAUUUUUUAAACUUUUUGUGUAUUUUUUUUUAAAACAAACUUUCUUAAACACACACUUACACGUCCUGUACGUGACGUACACUUUUUUUCUGGAGUCGGCAAAUCGAUCUUAUAAUUUGUGUAAAGGACUCGGAGCAGAACCAGCCCUAUGCGGUUUCUAUAACAUUGUCAUUAUUGCGUCAUUUAUCUGGGAUCCGUGUAAGAAUCGUCAUCACUCCACGUAAGAGCUCGAGAAGAAUGCUGUCAUAUAUUUUUCUUAAAUCCCUGUAGACUUUUUUUAAAGGACUCGUUUUUUAAAGGAUUCGCAAGGUGCUAAGUAAGGGAGUGACGCAGGCUGCAGGAUGAAACGGGAGGUGAACGCGGCGCUCGAGUUUCUGCUUCGUCUGAUCAAGCAGAGAGGCACGGUGGAUGACAGCAAAGCCGAGCGCUUUGCAGACAAGCUGAGAGCCAUCCUCCACGAGAGAUACGCCCACCACUGGUACCCAGCCAAUCCCAGCAAGGGCCAGGCCUACAGGUGCAUCCGUGUUAACCGCACUCAGCCCUGUGACGAGAGCCUGCUGCAGGCCUGCAGAGAGACUGGGCUGCAUCCCUGUGAAUUGGGGCUGCCCAGGGAGCUCACACUGUGGAUUGACCCUGGAGAGAUCAGUGCCCGGUCUGGAGAGAAGUGCCAGCACUUCACAGUGGCCCAGUUUGAAGAGGAGGGAGAGGGAGAGGGGGAGCGAGAGGGAGGAGUGGAGGACGCCGCACAGAACCCCAGCCCAGACCAGAAACCCGACUGCACUGAACAGCAGACCUCAGAUUACCACUCUGCCACCUCCUCGGACUGCAGCUCAGACAACGAGGCAGGAGAGAGGGAGCAGGAGGAGGAGGGGGGCCCCGCCGAGACCCCCACAGCACCCCCGCGCGCCCCGCCACCUCGCAGCUCCAAACACAAAGAGUAUUUCUAUCACCCGGCCCCUGUGUGGCCCCGGUACAAGAGGAAGGCCCCCCUGUGGCUGAGCACCAUGUUCCAGCCUGGGGGCCCCCUGCUGGGGUACUACAUCCUGCCCCAGACCCUGAGCUACACCCCCACCGCGCAAUUCAUAAUCCCCCAAGCAGUGCUGCAGCCGAGCGGGGCCGCGAAGGGAUGAAGGGAGGGGGGGCACCGGGGUCUAGCAGAGUGAGCUGCAGUGGCAGUGCACAAACAGAGGGGGCGCCGUGUGCUAUUGAACUGUACGAUCCAACGCAAUUUUAAUGUCAUUUUUUUAAAAUUUUGUUUUGCUUCAGUCGUUGUCAGCGGGUGUAGGUUCUCUCUGCAAUCCUGAGUUCUUUCUCUGCUCUUACCGGGCUUUGAGACGCUGCGAGCUCGGCUGGUAAACCCGCACUGCAUCUUACUUCUCGUAUUCUGAUUUAUUCUGGGGUUUUGUUUCUUUGUUUGUUUGUUUUUUAAACAUGUAAAAUAAGAUUUUUAAUAUAUACAUUAACUCGAAUUUUGAUGUAAAUUACUUUUAGUAUUUUUUUACAUUUAUAUAUAUUAUAUAUUAAUAUAAAGCUUUAUAUACUAUAAAUGAUGAUGGCUUUAAUAAAUUAAUACUUUAUAA
This is a messenger RNA of Acipenser ruthenus (sterlet), 1868 nucleotides long. Its product is annotated as protein BTG3. Gene Ontology annotation, cellular component: cytoplasm; nucleus. The coding region runs from base 630 to 1418 and encodes 262 amino acids. Lineage: Eukaryota; Metazoa; Chordata; Actinopteri; Acipenseriformes; Acipenseridae. The transcript has 5 exons. Gene Ontology annotation, biological process: negative regulation of mitotic cell cycle; negative regulation of cell population proliferation. The record is from RefSeq and is a predicted model, not a curated record.